UUUUUCAACGGUAAUCACUAUAUAUAUAGUAGUAAAAAAAAAAAAAACACCCAUCCUUCAUCAUCCGUCCUCCUGGGAAAAAUCAGAGAGCAGUGGAAGGGAGGAGGGGGGCAGUCUGUCUAUCAUCAUCGCUGAAUAUAAACCAAAAAUAUUUCUCUCAAUUCUCCCGACCGACUUCCCAGAUCCAACCAAAGGGGAAUUAGGGAUUUUAUUUGGAGGGUCGGAAUGGGAGCAGCAGACAGGCUGGGAGAAAUGGGCAUGGGCAACCAUUACUCCCUCCAUAAUGAUAAUACUUCUACUUGCAGCGGCGGCGGCAGCAGCACCCUAAUUUUCACCUACGGAACUCUCAAGCACGGUUUCUCCAAUCACACCCUCUUACAAGACAUGAUGGCCUCCGGAGAUGCCGCCUUCCUGGGCCUCUGCCGGACCGCCAACCAACUCCCUCUCGUCUGCGGGCCCUACAGAGUUCCCUUCCUGCUCAAUUUUCACGGCCGCGGCCACCCUGUCUCCGGCGAGCUCUACUCCGUCUCCCCAAGGGCAUUGGCCCGCAUGGACGACUUGGAGGGCGUCACUCGCGGUCACUACGAGAGGCUGCCCGUCAGGGUCGUCCUCAUCCAGGAGGAGGAGGAGGAGGAUCAUGACCCCCUUCCCAUAGAGGCCGAGGCCUACUACGCACACUCAACCUAUGCGGAGGCGCUCUGGAAGAGGAACGGGGAGAAGGGAUACCACUGCUACUCCGAGAAAGAGGCCAAAGGAUACGUCAAGCGCAAAGACAGGGCCCAGCAUCUCUCUUUCUUGGACCAAAUUCAACUUUUUCUGUCUUCUCCUUCCCCUCCUCCUCCUGAUUUACAUCCAAUUGCUGCUGCUGAUGUUGCUACUACUGCCUCCAAAUAACUCUAGUAGAGUCUCCGUCCCCACCACCAGGUAGGCUUAUCUUAUGGACGGUGAGGGACGGGGUAUGGUAUAGAGGGGAUGAUGUUUCUUCAUCCGGAUUUGUAAUUCCACCAACCUUUUGCGUGCGUGCA
This is a messenger RNA of Coffea arabica (coffee), 1025 nucleotides long. Its product is annotated as putative gamma-glutamylcyclotransferase At3g02910. Gene Ontology annotation, cellular component: cytosol. Gene Ontology annotation, molecular function: gamma-glutamylaminecyclotransferase activity. Lineage: Eukaryota; Viridiplantae; Streptophyta; Magnoliopsida; Gentianales; Rubiaceae. The record is from RefSeq and is a predicted model, not a curated record.